AUGGAAACCUUUAGGUGUAAAUAUCUAAAACAUGAAAAAGAAGAAAUAAUCGGAUUUUGCUUAAAUCAAUAUUGCUCAAAUGCAACCUAAUUUUGUUAUGAAUGUUUAACUACUAACCAUUUAGAUCAUUUGAUUGAUUGUACUAGGUUUUGUAAAUUGAGCGAUUAUAUUAAUGAAUUGAUCCAAGUCUAUUAUCAAUCAAGUAAAUAAUUCAAAGAAAUUUCAACAAAACUCUAGAAUUGUUUCGAGAAGAUUUUUAAAAUAAUGGAUCAAAAUAUUAAAUUUUUAGACAGGAUGAAUUAAUAAAUUAUAAACAAAGACUAUUUAAGCUUUAAGGGAUAAAUAAGUAUAAUCAAGCAGUUUCACUUAAAUGAAAAAGAAAAUAAAAGACGUAGCAAUUUGUCCUUAUUAAAAUAGAGUUGUAGUUAGGAGAAUUGAAUAACGUUCUUGAAACAAUGAAUAAUAUGGUUAGAGACUAUAAUAUGCCUUAUGAUUAAAAUAAUUCCUGUCCCUACAGAAGGAUUAAAAUUGAAGAAAUCCUUUCAGUAAAUGAAGAUAAAAAUUAGUAGAAUAUCGAAGAGGCUGCAAGAUUAUUUACUGAAGGUAUACUUAUAUCGAUUAUAAAUUAGGAUAAGCGUUAUCCAAUUUGAAUAAAAAGCAUGAAGCAAUAGAGUGUUUCAACAAAGUUAUUCUAAUAAAUCCUCAACAUGAUAAUGCUUGGAAAAAUAAGGGUAAUUAAUUCGUAGGUAUUGUGAUAUAGGUUUGGAAUUAUACAAAUUAGAUAAAUAUUAAGAGGCAAUUUAAUGUUAUGACUGUGCAAUUUCUAUUAAUCCAUAACUUUAUUAAGUGUGGAGUAAUAAAGGUAAUAAUUAAAAUGGUAGUUAAGGUUUGGCAUUAAUAAAAUUGAAUAAAUAGUAAGAAGCAAUUGAGUGUUAUGAUAAAGCAAUUGAAAUAGAUCCUCUUUACUAAAACGCUUUUAAUAAUAAAGGCAUUUAUUUUCAAUAUUAUAUCUAGGCUAAGCAUUAUACAAUAUGAACAAAUUAUUUG
This is a messenger RNA of Paramecium octaurelia, 1047 nucleotides long. The record is from the annotation of a GenBank genome assembly. Lineage: Eukaryota; Ciliophora; Oligohymenophorea; Peniculida; Parameciidae.